Molecule: messenger RNA, 803 nt
Organism: Chinchilla lanigera (long-tailed chinchilla)
Lineage: Eukaryota; Metazoa; Chordata; Mammalia; Rodentia; Chinchillidae
Product: geranylgeranyl transferase type-2 subunit alpha-like
Biological process (GO): protein geranylgeranylation
Cellular component (GO): cytoplasm; Rab-protein geranylgeranyltransferase complex
Molecular function (GO): Rab geranylgeranyltransferase activity; protein binding; zinc ion binding
Source: RefSeq, a predicted model, not a curated record
UGGGACUAUCGACGGUUUGUGGCUGCACAGGCGGCUGUGCCCCCUGCAGAGGAGCUAGCCUUCACUGACAGUCUCAUCACCCGAAAUUUUUCGAACUACUCUUCCUGGCAUUACCGCUCCUGCCUCUUGCCUCAGCUGCACCCCCAGCCAGACUCUGGCCCACAGGGGCGCCUCCCUGAAGAUGUGCUGCUCAAAGAGCUGGAGUUGGUACAGAAUGCCUUCUUCACUGACCCCAAUGAUCAGAGUGCCUGGUUCUACCACCGCUGGCUCCUGGGCCGAGCUGACCCCCAGGAUGCUCUGCGCUGCCUGCAUGUGAGCCGGGAUGAAGCCUGUCUGACCGUCUCCUUCUCUCGGCCCCUCCUAGUAGGCUCUGGGACAGAGACCCUGCUGCUCAUGGCUGAUGAGUCACCUCUGAUUGUGGAGUGGAGGACCCCAGAUGGCAGGAACCGGCCCAGCCAUGUCUGGCUCUGUGACCUGCCUGCUGGCUCCCUCAAUGACCAGUUGCCCCAGCAUACAUUUCGUGUUGUUUGGACAGCAGGUGACGCCCAGAAGGAGUGUGUGCUUUUCAAAGGCCGCCAGGAGGCCUGGUGCCGGGACUCAGCCACCGACGAGCAACUAUUCAGGUGUGAGCUGUCAGUGGAAAAGUCCACAGUGCUGCAGUCCGAGCUCAAAUCCUGUAAGGAGCUACAGGAGCUGGAGCCUGAGAAUAAAUGGUGCCUGCUCACCAUCAUCCUCCUCAUGCGGGCACUGGACCCACUCCUCUAUGAGAGGGAGACGCUGCAGUACUUCCAGACCCUCAAGGC